Yamadazyma tenuis ATCC 10573 is the source of this 634-nucleotide messenger RNA. The record is from RefSeq and is a predicted model, not a curated record. NCBI's taxonomy places the organism in Eukaryota, Fungi, Ascomycota, Pichiomycetes, Serinales, Debaryomycetaceae.
GCGGCCAGACUUGCUUGCUGAAUUGGUGGAAGUGUUGGAGCGCAAUGGUCGUAUGAGCCUGAACAAGAUUCUUAUAGCUUUGAAGAAUAGGGUUGAUGUCAAGAAUACGCGAGACAUCUUACUAGUCAAGUCGAUGCUUCGAAAAAUCUGCCAUUGGAAUGCGGUAGACAAGGUGUGGGAACUUAUGGAUGAGUAUGUCAGUAAGCAAUAGUGAGAGUAUGGGAAUCUGAGAGUCUAGGACCUUACGUGGGGUACUUUUGGAGUAUGCAGCAUUCGGAUAUGCGUACCACAGGUGGCGGUACACAGUGUGCAUCUAAACAACAGCUGCGUUUGACGAAAACGGAAGAAGGUGUACCUGAUAAGCAGGUGGGAGGUGGGAGACAGCCUCAUAAGUGCAAACCUCGUCAGGAAGGGCCAACUACAUGUCAUCGGGCACAAUCCUUAUCACAUGCUUUGCAUCUACGAUGGCUAACAUGUACGCCUGCGUACGGCAGGAAACUAAUGAAUUUCAACAGUUGUAUUACGAAUUCGAACUCUCGUAGCUUGAAACCACUUGAUGCAAAAGCCUACCAAUGCCCGGAUAAAUAGGAGAAAUAGACAAAUCAGAUGUAAUUAUAAGAAAGAGUGCUCACCG